AUGAACGACAGCGUAUGUGCAUACGACUACUCGGUGGUAGAAGACCUCCAAGGAAAAAACAUCACAGAUGGUGACAGACUAAAAUGGCCGUGUCAGCUGAGGGUUCUCUGGGUAGAUAUUCUCCCGUUUGUAACACUUGUCCGUGGUCUGCUUUCUUACGGGACAUCCAUAGUCAUCAUACUUGGUUUAAUUGCCAACUGUAUAUCCGUAAUUGUGCUGACCCGGAAGCACAUGCGAAAGUCCACGACUAAUCUGUAUCUCUCGGUCUUAGCCGUUUACGACAUGCUUUCACUCACAAUGAACUUUAUGAUCGGAGUUUUGAGGGGUCAAAACUUGGCAGUCAACAAGGAUUUCCAAGAUCAUGAGUCGCUCUGUAAAUUUCAUGGGGUAAUUGUUGAGCUCUUUAACCUUUUAUCAGUCUGGGUGAUCCUGUCAUUCACAGUGGAAAGAUUCAUUAUGAUAAAAUUCCCUCUGAAAGCCAAGGCCUUGACAGUUCGACGGGCAGCACUAGCGAUUACCGGAGUGUCCUCUGCAGUUUUCCUCUUCUCCAUGCACAAAAUCGCCGUUUCCGGUUUCGAAGGAGAUUCUGUGUUCGGGUACAAAGCUUGUAAGACGCGGCGUGCAAUAACUCCGGAAAUCAUAUAUUUUUAUGUAGCAUUCAACACAUGGCUGCCGACUUUUAUCAUUGUUGGUCUUAACGCCUUAAUCAUCUUCGAAAUCCGAAAAAACAGCAUCAAACGGAAGGCAAUGACAACCACAUCGCUAACAAAGAAAGAUGAAAAGGCCACUAAGCUACUGCUUAUUGUAUCAAGCACUUACGUGAUCCUGAUUUUACCUCUAGGUUUGAUUCAGUCGACUGAACUGAUUUGGAAUACAACCGCUAAAGUAAACCCCGGUCAACAAGGCUACAUAGAUUUCCAGUCAACUAAAAUCAAACUUAAAUGGGCCAGGGCAUUUUUCUUUUUCUUCUAUCAGUUUAACUUUGCGAUCAACUUCUUUCUGUAUGUUUCAUCCUCAUCUGCAACAAGAUUUCAAGCAACCCUGCGGAAAUUGUUCGGAAUGAAGGUCAAGGACGAAGAAAUGACAUGGAUGCGCACGCAAGCAACGAAAAGUAAUGCCGUUGCGCCAAGCGCACCGUCUGCAUCUGUAGUUCCUGUUGAAUCCUAG
Molecule: messenger RNA, 1167 nt
Organism: Mizuhopecten yessoensis (Yesso scallop)
Lineage: Eukaryota; Metazoa; Mollusca; Bivalvia; Pectinida; Pectinidae
Product: growth hormone secretagogue receptor type 1-like
Exons: 1
Coding region: 1-1167 (388 amino acids)
Biological process (GO): G protein-coupled receptor signaling pathway
Cellular component (GO): plasma membrane
Molecular function (GO): G protein-coupled receptor activity
Source: RefSeq, a predicted model, not a curated record